Messenger RNA from Salvelinus namaycush (lake trout), 4314 nucleotides. RefSeq names its product lysine-specific demethylase 8-like. Gene Ontology annotation, cellular component: nucleus. Gene Ontology annotation, molecular function: histone H3K36 demethylase activity. The record is from RefSeq and is a predicted model, not a curated record. Lineage: Eukaryota; Metazoa; Chordata; Actinopteri; Salmoniformes; Salmonidae. Bases 332 to 1546 code for a protein of 404 amino acids. The transcript is spliced from 8 exons.
UACUAUUUAUUUGUCCAAAUGUUAUAAUCUCAUUGUCGGGGUAUUAAAGAUAACAUGUGCCCAGUGAUGAUACGUUUGCUUGUGGAAGAGCCAUACAGUAUUUCAUUAGAUAUCUGAUCCACUCUAACAAUAUUUGGGGAUAGGGGUCUUUUUUUCUUGCUCUUACCGGACUCGAGGUUCAGGGGUCUCGCUCCCUGAAAGUCUCUGUCUCUUCAAAUUUAAUUCAGUGACAUGUCACACGUGAGGAAGGAUAUGGAAAAUUAUGGUAUUAAUAGAAGUAUUGUGUAUUCAUUAGAGUUAACAGGUAGCAAAGGUUUUGCAGCACUAGUCUAUGGCAGAACUGUGGUCAGCUAUCUCUGCUGCUUUGCCUGUGACGGAGGCAGAAUUUCCACUUGACUUCAGUGAAAAAGUUGAGCCCAGUGUGGUGGAUGUGCUGAAACGUUGCAGGCAGCAGCUGUACACCGGGAGCGGUCGAUGGAGGCAAAACGCUCAGAUCAUCUUGGACUUUUCCUGGGAGAAGCUCAACACAGGAACGUGGCGUGAUGUGGACAAGGAGUGGAGGUGUUUGUAUUCAUAUGGCUGCCUGUUCAAAGUAGCUGCCCUAUGCAGUGAUGAUGCCUCACCAGCUACAGUGCAGGAGGCCAUACGGACAUGUGACUUGGGCCUGCUCAUGGGGGCAGCCAUCAUGGACAAUAUUUUACAAACCUUUGUAAGGAUCCUACAAAAUGAAAUCGGGAAGAGGCACUCCAAUGAGGAGAAUCCUAGUGAAGUAGUUAGUGCCAAGAAAAUGAAGGUUGACUGUGUGUCAGUGCCUGUGGUCAAGCAGACUCUGGCAGUACCAAGGAUACACUGUCCAUCAUUGGAGAGCUUCAAGAAAGAUUUCUUGGAUCCCCAAAAGCCAGUCAUAUUAGAGGGUAUCAUAGAUCACUGGCCAGCCUUCAAAAACCACCCUUGGAGCAUAGAAUACCUGCAAACUGUUGCUGGUUGUCGGACUGUACCUGUUGAAGUGGGAUCAAGAUAUACCGAUGAGGAAUGGUCACAGACACUCCUUACAGUCAAUGAAUUCAUCGAUCGCUAUAUUAUUGUGAAAGACGCAUCAAGUUUGGGAUAUCUUGCUCAGCACCAGCUAUUUGAUCAGGUCCCCGAGCUGAAAGACGACAUCCGUAUCCCUGACUACUGUUGUCUUGGUGAGGGAGAGGAAGAUGACAUCACGAUCAAUGCUUGGUUUGGGCCAGGAGGUACAGUGUCCCCCCUUCAUCAAGACCCUCAACAGAACUUCCUGGCUCAGGUGGUUGGGAGAAAGUACAUUCGUCUGUAUUCCCCUGAGGACACCGAGAAACUCUACCCUCACCAAUUGCAGCUCCUACACAACACUAGUCAGGUGGAGGUGGAGAGUCCAGACGUGGAGCGAUUCCCAGAGUUUGUGAAGGCUCCCUACCUAGAGUGUGUGUUGCAGCCUGGGGAGGUCUUGUUCAUCCCAGUCAAGCACUGGCAUUACGUGCGUUCUUUGGAGCUCAGCUUUUCUGUUAGCUUCUGGUGGUCAUGACCCAUGAUGAAGGAUUCAGGUUGUUUUUAGUCAGAAUUUUGGUUAUUGCAGUGGUCUUGUAAAAUGCAAGUCCUGUGCUCACGUAUGUUGUGACUUAGGUCUGAAUGUUAUUUUCUUAAUCAAUAACAUGUCUGUCCUUUCAUUGCUUCAGCCCUCUAAGCCUCGCCCACCAAAUGUUUUUAAAAACACCUGAUUCUAUAAACAAAUUCAUGGUUAAGUGUCAAUGGUAAUUUAAAAAGGAUUAAGGUUGGAAACAAGUCUCAAUUUACAUAGUUCACAACUUACAACGGCGAUUCAUAUUGAAGAAUUAUGGGAAAUUUGCUCAACUCAAUUAACUUUAGUAGAGGAAAAUAGCCUAUCACAUAAUUAAAAGUAUCCCACCUCAUAUCCAUGACAAAGGAAAGCCAGUUGUGUUCAAUCUAUCAACACUUGAAUGUGAUUAUGGCACACAUUGAAUGCCAAGCUACCUGCAUGAUUGGCGCUUGCUUCCACUCAUUACUAAAUUAAAUGAAGGAGCAGUUAGUGUAUGCUUUUUUCCUACUGCAUAUAAAAUAUGGAGUUGUUACCCAUUUAGUUUGAUAGGGUAUGCUUUUUCAAAUUAGCAUAUUUAAUUGUUCCCAAAUUAUUCCUGCAUGCAUCCGUGAAGUUAUGACCUCCUGGUCCUCCGGGUCUGAGCUGUAGACCGAGGAGUGGGGGUGGGGGCCGUGUUCUCUUUGGCUGCUGACUGAGUCUUGCUCUGAGAGGACGGAGGUCUAUACACAUCUAUAGGGAAGAGAAGGGAAAAUUAAAUGAUAUGAAUGACUAGAUAAGAUAGGUAAAUAUGUUUUUUCUUCGUCUGAGUCGAAAACAGAUGAAAGUGAUAUGUAUACACAGACCUUUAUACAAACUAUGAUAGAUUGUAUAGACUAUCAUGGUACCACUUGUGUUGCAAUUCUUUGAUCAGCGCAACAUUAUUACCUGGGAUCUCAUGUGGCCAGAAGUCCUCACAGGCAGGGCAUCGUGGAUCAGUCCUUCCUUUGAAGUAUCUGGCGACACAAGGGGUGUGGAUUUUGAUGCCACAUGUAGGAUUUUUACACAUCUGGCACUGAGAGGUAAAAAGACCAGAUUAUUACAAAAAAUGAAGCAUGAAACCAAAUGCAUUGCCUAGAAAGCCAGGCUAUAUCAGUGGUGUCAAUCCCAUUUUAAAUUCAGUCAACAUAUUUUGAGUAGCAACUACACCAUUCAUGAGAAGCAUAUCCAACAAAACAUUAGACAUGCAACAUUAAACAUUCAUGUCUACCUUCUAGCAAGUUUGAACAGAGAGAAGAGGACUGAGAAAAGUGAGUUUGGGAAUCUGACAAAAAGCAGAUGUUACACCAAUUUGGAUUUGACAUGGGGUCCAAUUUAGCUAGCAGGAGAUACAUUAGAUGCAGCUUAUUUACUGUAAUUUAAAUUGAAGUUGUAUCACUUUACCUGCAAGGCCACAUUGUGACAAUGGCAGACCUUGACCUGGUCUUGAUACAACAUCCGAAUAUAUGGCUCCAGCUCCAUUAUACAUCGAGUGGAGAGAAAGUAGUCACCAUUUUUCUGAAGAAAAGACGAACACAGAUUGCAAGUCAAUAAGUGGCUCCAGAAGCAAUUGCAUGCAUAGAAUGUGUCUUCAGAGACAGCACCUCUUUCAGCCACUUAUCCUGAACAAGCCUGUUCAGUACAUGUUCCGUUUCUCUUUUCUUUAGCUUUUUUGUCUGGAGGCUGUCGGCACAGUUAAGAAUGUCCGUGGAAGAGGCGGUUCCAUUGUCAGAGUCCAAUCAGGUCCAUCUAAAAAAUAAGGACAUGCCGGUUAUUACAGACAUAUUCAAAUGUUAUUUAAUUCUUAAGUCUUAUUGUCAGUCAUUUACUAAAAACAGCAUACUCACUGUUUUUCGGAAUAAUUCCAACUCAUUGUCUGCAUAAUCAGUUGACAUCCUGGUCACAUCAGUUUCAGCCAUGUUCACCUGAACAGGAGAAGAUGUCAGCAGGAAAAAUAAGAGCAGUUCAUGAUGACAGUAGUAGUAGUAAAAGAGCUUUGUGAAUGAAUUUGAUUAGUGUCACUGACCAAAGCAUGAUACUGAAGACCAUCCUCCUCAGACAUCCCUUUUCUGAUCUGCAUGAACAUGGGCUGCAGCUGGGCAUUGAUAACCUUGAUGAAUUCAUCGAGUUUAUCAUGAGCAUAGUGUGCUGUAUAAAAAGGGGUACAUGCGAGUGGCCCUCAACAAAAACAUUUUUGGACAGUUUCUCAGACCUAGAUUAAGCCUAUUCCUGGACCUAAAGGCACUUUCAAUAGAGAAUCUCUAUUGUGUCUAGAAAACUGGACUUUUGAGUUUAAGGGUUUACCAUACAAAAAAUAAACAGUAGAGGACCGGGGGCAAAAUAGUAUGCAGCUAUGCUGUUCUUACCACCGUGUGUCUCACAUCAAUGCCGGUGGAGAGCCCUUGCCUUGGCACCAUCAAUGAUCCCAUUGACCAUCAUGGUUUGCAGGAACCUUUUAUAGCUUUCUCCCAGUGGUCGAGCCAUGGUGCAAGGAAAGCCCUAGAAAAAACAUUCAACAACGAUUUUGAAUAAGCAGCAUUUGAGGGUGUGAGAUUCCAUUGGACCCCACACAAUGUGGUUGACCAAUAAUUGCUAGUGCUUGGGCACACACAAGCCAAUUUGCCUCUUUGCAUUAUAGGCUGACAUUAGCUCACAGAUGAAAGUGGUUAGCUACACUGAACAAAAAUAUAAACGCAACAUGCAAAGUGUUGGUCCCAUGU